Molecule: messenger RNA, 1676 nt
Organism: Cydia strobilella
Lineage: Eukaryota; Metazoa; Arthropoda; Insecta; Lepidoptera; Tortricidae
Product: transmembrane protease serine 9-like
Exons: 6
Coding region: 157-954 (265 amino acids)
Biological process (GO): proteolysis
Molecular function (GO): serine-type endopeptidase activity
Source: RefSeq, a predicted model, not a curated record
UGCGCGCGACCAUGGCACGGAGCCGUUCAUUCGCUCGGUGGCCGCGUAGCCGUGAACUUGGCUCCCUGGCCCUGGGCUUAUCGGCGGCGCCGGCGGCCUAUAAUAGCCGGGCUGGCGACUCCCCCCAGUCCCAGAGCCACCCGAGCCUCCGCCGCCAUGCUCCGUGCCUUGUGUUGCCUCGCCGUCAUCGCCGCAGCCUCCGCCUGCAAGCCCUGCACGUGCGGGGUGGCACGUGGUGCGCGCGUCAUCGGAGGCGGGCCCGCGGUGCCGGGAGAGUUCCCGUGGCUGGCUGCGCUGCGCAAGGACGGCAAGUUCAUCUGCGGGGCCACCGUCGUCGCCGUUGACCACCUGUUGACCGCCUCGCACUGUGUGCAGGGGGUUGAAGCGUCCAGGCUAAACGUGCUUGUGGGAGAGUACGACGUAAACGAGUCGCAGUCGGAGGGGUUCCGCGUGGCGCACGUACUCCAACACCCAGACUUCAACAGCUACACUUACGACAACGACAUCGCCGUGCUGCGCCUGGCCGAGCCACUGCCAGGCCACCUCUUCCGACCAGCCUGCUUGCCCGAAAACGGAGAUCUCCUCAUUGGUGCCGAUGCCGUCGUAUCUGGAUGGGGUAGCACCGAAGAAAAAGGACCUACAUCUAACAUACCCAUGAAAGUGGAAGUAAAGAUCUGGGAACAAGAAGAAUGCUCGACGGCAGGGUACGGUCGGCGUAAGGUGACUCCGCGCAUGCUGUGCGCCAACGCGCCCGAGCGGGACUCGUGCACCGGCGACUCGGGCGGGCCGCUCAUACUGGCGCGCCCGCACCACACCCUAGUCGGCAUAGUGUCAUGGGGGCGCGGCUGCGCGCGGCCGGGCUACCCCGGCGUGUACACGCGCGUCACCCGCUUCUUGCCGUGGCUAAAGGUCGCGCUGCGCCACGCCUGCUCCUGCUCGGCGCCACACUACUGAACCCAUCAGCGUUUUUGCAACAGACAUCAUUUCAACGGCGGCGAACCUACAACUGUGCAAGCGACUACACGGGACGCUAAAAUAAAACUAUCGAGCAUUGGUCACUGAAUAGUUAAAGUACUUACUUUUAAGGUUCACAACUUUGGGAACAAAUUAAAUUAUUUUAUUAAAUAUUUGAGUUUUCUACGUGUUGUCGCGAGAAAAAUCGGCGUGUUAUGGAGUCAUAUUUUUGUAUUAACGUCGUUAACCGUUAUUGUAGGUUCAUGGUAGGUACCUAAAGGCAGUACGUAUUAUACGUACACUUCCGUAUGAAGGCUACGUCAAUAAGAAAUAAUCUGUUAUAUUUACAAACCACAUUUUUAUCUGUAAAAUGGCAUUAUUUUGUUAACUAAGUUAUAUCUAAAGCUAGUUUGUUGUUUAUUAAGUAAGACGUUACCAUAAAUUUACUACGUAGGUUACCAAUUGAACUGAUACUAAUGUUACCAAUUGAACUGAACGCUUUAGGUAGGAAAUGGUUGUGAUUUACCUAUAUUUAACUGCUAUAGGUAGUUCAUUAUUCUAUAAAAUCGACCAUAAGAUGUGUUGUGCCGAACAUGUAGAUAAAUGUCGCAUAUAAUUAAGUUAUGUCAUCAUUCACACUCAGUUUUAAUUUUAUUCCAGUUAGUAUCAUGUAAUAUACUUAUUGAAUAUUUAUUAAGCGUAGGUACCUAUUAUUGUUUAUU